UAUGGCUGAUAAAUUUCUUAUAUGAAACCGUGUCCUUGAUUCUCCACACUUCAGUUUGGCUGCGAGUUUUUGUGGUGUUUCUUGGCCUUGACAUUGUGGUCUAGGGUCUUCCGUCGCUAUCGGCCCUAAUCGCUAGUUCCGUCUCUGUUUUAUUACUGAUCUUGUCCUGCGGAAGUUCCUCGAUUAGUCGACAAUGGCAGAUGGCAACCAUCCUCCUAGCGGUCAAUGGAGCACUGGCUGGUGCGGCUGCUUCGACGACAUUAACUCAUGCUGUUGCGUCUUCUGGUGUCCCUGCGUCGCCGUCGGCCGAAUUGCUGAAAUUGCGGAUGCGGGAGAAGCUGAUGCUCAGCAAACGUGUCUCUUCUGGUACCUGAUCGAAUGCCUCUCCCGGUGCGGGUGUCUCUACUCCAUGGGAUACCGAAAGAAGCUGAGGCUGAAGUACGGCCUUCCAGCAGAACCCUGCGGCGACAUCUGGAUGCACUGGUGCUGUAGCCUCUGCGCCGUCUCCCAAGAGUACCGCGAGCUCCAAAACCGCGGCUGGGACCCCUCCAUUGGUUACACAGCAAACAAGAACAGGUCCCCCCCUCCGCAGCAGUUCAUGACGGGUUAGCUUUUCCCAGGGGUUUGACAUCAAGCAUGGCGUUUGUGAGUUGCGGUACAUUGCGGAUGUCUUUUUUCAUCUGUCCUAGUGAUGUUCCACGAGGGAAGUCAGUGUUUCUGUUUAAGCAAGGGUGCUUGGGUUAAUAAUUCAUGAGGUGCCUCUCCUUCAUAGUUAGCUUAUUUGGACUACGGUAUGUGUGCGUGUUUGCUCACAUAAUUCUAUCACAAGUUACGAGAUGUCAUGCUCAACAAUCCCUACAAUAUGCAUGUGAAG
Closterium sp. NIES-67 is the source of this 874-nucleotide messenger RNA. The record is from the annotation of a GenBank genome assembly. NCBI's taxonomy places the organism in Eukaryota, Viridiplantae, Streptophyta, Zygnematophyceae, Desmidiales, Closteriaceae.